Messenger RNA from Clunio marinus, 3599 nucleotides. Lineage: Eukaryota; Metazoa; Arthropoda; Insecta; Diptera; Chironomidae. The record is from the annotation of a GenBank genome assembly.
UGUUUUAAAAAAAAUAUUGUUGAAAAGGAAAUAAAGAGAGAUAAUACAUUUCAAGCUUAUAAAUUUAUUCUUUAGUGAAGGAAUAAGAAAUUAUAUAAAUGGAUGCUCCUGUGAAAAUUCAAAAUAAUGUUUCUCAAAACGAAGAAACUAAAUCGACUGCAAUUGAAGAGUUUGCAAAGAAUGGAAUGAAACAUAUUAUAAAUGCAACAAAAGCAGUCAGUUCUUUGCCUUUUGGGUCUACUCGAGACCUUUAUUCGGCUCAUCCAAUUUUUUCAAAGGUUAUGGGGCAGCAAUCUGAUAACAUUUUAAAUGUAAUGCAAUCGAUGCUAUCAUUUCAAGAAAUUAAACACAACGUAAAGAAUUGUGAUAAUGAUGAGAAAUUUGAAAUUCUUCAAGACUAUAAUGAUUCUGCUUUGGAGAAAGUGAACUCAAAUCUUGAUGAAUUGGCAGGAAUGCGAAAGAAAGCUCCGAUUCUUCUCACAGAAAUUAAAACAACAUCAAUUCCUAAGCAAUAUCAACUUUCGGCUUCAUUUGAUUCUCCUUCAAACGUUCAAAAAGCAAAACUUACAACUGCUAAGAAUAUUCCAAGGCCUCAAGUGAAUUUCACAAGACCAGUUGAUAAUAGCAACAAUCCUUUUGUUCCAAUCCUCAAAGAUAAACCAAAUUCUUUAAAGCCGCUUUCAAUUCUUCCUGAAUAUGAUGAAGAUGGAAAUAUAACAAGCUAUUUACAUCCAUAUCAAUUUGAAAUUGAAAAAUUUGAGCCACAAGAUGACCGGUUGAUUAUAAAAUCUGUUGAAACAACAUCAGAUAUAGCAAAUGCAGAAUUCACAUUUGUAGACAGCAUAGAUAAGUUGAAUGAUAUGCUUGAAAAGUUGAGAAUGUCGAAGGAAAUAGGAGUAGACUUAGAACAUCACUCAUAUAGAACUUUUCAAGGCAUCACUUGUUUAAUGCAAUUAUCAACUAGAAAAGAGGAUUUCAUAAUUGAUACAAUUGCUUUACGUGAUGAACUUCAUAUUCUCAAUGAAUUUUUUACUGAUCCAAAAAUUGUUAAGAUUUUUCAUGGAGCUGACAGUGACGUUGAAUGGCUUCAACGUGAUUUGUCGCUUUAUCUUGUAAAUUUAUUCGAUACUCAUCAAGCUGCGAGACGACUUGGAUUUUCAAGAUUAUCUUUAGCGUUUUUGUUGAAGCAUUACUGCGAUAUUGAUGCUGAUAAGACUUUCCAACUUGCAGAUUGGCGGAUGCGUCCACUUCCUGAACAAUUUUUGAAAUAUGCUCAACAAGACACGCAUUACCUUCCUUUCAUCUUUGAUCGAAUGACCAAUGAUUUGAUUGAAGCAGCUAAUCAACAAACAAAUCUUCUAAAAACUGUUUAUAUGGACAGUAAAAUAAUUUGUCUUAAACGAUAUACAAAACCUGUCUUCACAAUUGAUUCUUAUAAAGAAAUUUAUUUGAAAUCAAAGAAAAUGUUCAACGAGCGUCAGUUGACUGCUUUGAAGGAAAUUUUUGCAUGGCGUGAUAAAAUUGCACGUUUAGAAGAUGAGUCUUACUCUUAUGUUUUGCCCAAUCAUAUGUUGCUUCAUAUUGCUGAUACAUUGCCUAGAGAAAUGCAAGGAAUUCUUGCGUGCUGCAAUCCAAUUCCUCCUCUUGUUCGUCAACAAUUAAAUAAUAUCCAUCAAAUUGUGCUUAAAGCUCGAGAUCAACCAAUGAUUAAAGCACUGUCAGUUGAUAACAAUUCUCUACGACCAGUUGUAAGUAAUAAUCAGAAAAAGGAAUUAUUUAAUCAUCCCUUAUAUUGUCCACAUGAUGUAAAUCAUUUACGAGAGAUAAACGACAAUUUACCGACGCUUCUUGGAGAAAGAAAUUUUCAACAAAAAAUUGAAACGAUAACAGAAGAAGUUCAAUUGUCUGUGUUCAAUAAUAAUUUACAAUUUAAUAAUCAACUUUGUAAAAAGGAAACGCAGUUAUUUAUCUCACCAUAUCAGCGAUAUAAACUCAUGAUUCCAUUUAUGGAAGAAAGAAGAAAAGCUGAAAUGAUUAUUGAAGAAGAAAAGAGGAGAGAGAAAUUAAAUGAGAAACGAUUGCAAUUACCUGAACUUCAAGUUGUAAAAAUCGCUAGUUCUGAAGUAGCCACAACACCAUUAAAAGACAUAAGAAAGGAAGAAUCGGUUUUUGUCAAAACAGAUAACUUGAAAGCUAAUCGUAAGCAUCCUUACAAUAGAUACAAAAAGAAAAAUGAUUCAACAAUACAAGCUACAGAAAAUCAAUCCAAAAUAUCUGAAAUUUCUCAAGAAAUAAAUAAUUUGAGGAAGAAAAUUAAUAAUGCAACAAAGAUAGAAGAAGCUUGCAAUUCAAAAUCGGACGACGUUUCAUCCUUCAACUAUUCACAAGUUAAUAAUUAUCAACGAUUUAAAGCUUCAAAGCCGGAACCUCAAAAACACUUAAAAGAUGAUAAAAAGAAAUUCAAAACAGGAAAUAGAAAUAAAAAUAAUAUUAACAAAUUGUUCAACUUUUCAAACUUCCGACUGAAUAAAAAUGUACUUAUAUUUAUAAGUUACAUGUCAUUAUUUAUUGCUCAAGGAAUUUUCGUGACAGCAUCACAGGAAAAAAAUUAUACAUACAAAUAUGACACUGUGACACUUGUGUUUCUUACUGAAGCAUUGAAAUUAUUUGUUUCAUCUGUUCUUUACUGUAGAGAACACACAUUCAAAUCUCUCUUGUUGAACAUCGUCAAAGGAUCUAAACUAUUUGCCUUAUACUUCUUACCAGCAUUCUUAUACUGCUUGUACAACAACUUGGCUUUUCAUAAUCUCUCUGUAUUUGAUCCCACAACAUAUUAUCUCUUACUCCAAUUUCGUGUUGUCAUAACUGGAAUUCUUUUUCAAAUCGUCUUCAAAAAGUAUUUAAGUAGAAAUCAAUGGCUCUCGUUAUUUUUAUUGACAUUAGGAUGUAUGAUUAAACAAGUGAACUUCGGUGACAUGCCUGUAAUUACAGAAACUCAAAAUGUUAAUCAGCCACAAAAGAAUCUUGUUGGUAUCGAUUUAAGUAUCAACGCAAUCUUCAUUUUUAUUCAAGUUAUUUGUUCAUGUCUAGCUGGUGUUUACAACGAAUAUCUUUUAAAGGGCAAAGGACAGGACGUCAAUAUAUAUAUUCAAAAUAUUUUCAUGUAUAUCGAUUCCAUAAUAUGUAAUGGAUUGUUGCUUCUAGUCCAAGGAAAUAUUUUGAAUGCCUUCUCAGGUGAUAAUCUCAUUGAAAUAUUUAAGCCUGGUGUGAUAUUAAUAGCAAUUAAUAAUUGCUGUAUUGGAAUAGUUACAAGCUUUUUCCUCAAGUAUAUGAAUUCUAUUCUGAAAACUUUCGCAAGUGCUUUUGAGCUGCUAUUCACGGCCAUUCUUUGUUGGAUUCUUUUCUCAAUACCAAUUUAUAUUAAUACAUUUCUGGCUAUUACCAUUGUAUCGUUUGCUGCUUAUUUGUAUUCAAUGACUCCAGUGGUUAACAUUGGAAAACAUUCUACAGAUAAUGUCACUCAUGCCAAAUAUUUUAACAAAUCUUCAGAAGACUUGUCUGAAGAAGAGGAAAAUCUUUUAGUGAUGGAAAAAGUUUGA